Letharia columbiana is the source of this 1914-nucleotide messenger RNA. RefSeq lists its product as uncharacterized. Gene Ontology annotation, molecular function: ATP binding; RNA helicase activity; nucleic acid binding. The transcript is spliced from 4 exons. NCBI's taxonomy places the organism in Eukaryota, Fungi, Ascomycota, Lecanoromycetes, Lecanorales, Parmeliaceae. The coding region runs from base 1 to 1914 and encodes 637 amino acids. The record is from RefSeq and is a predicted model, not a curated record. Gene Ontology annotation, cellular component: nucleolus.
AUGAAGCGCAAGUUAGAUGAGGAUGAUGUCCCCAUGGCUGUCGAUACGACUCAUGCUUCCAAGAAACCCUCCAAUUUUAAUUCCCUCGGCCUGGAUUCCCGGCUCCUCCAAGCUGUUGCGCAGCAGAAUUUCUCUGCCCCAACGCUGGUCCAAUCCAGAGCGAUACCGCUUGCUCUUGAGGGCAAAGACAUACUAGCUCGCUCCAAGACUGGCUCUGGCAAGACUGCUGCAUACAUCCUUCCAAUCCUCCAAUCGAUACUGCAGAAAACAUCGACCAGCACCACCCACAAAACUACAUCUGCCCUUAUCCUUGUUCCCACCCAUGAGCUUGCCAAGCAGGUCUCCGAUGCAGCCUCCAACUUCUCAGCUUUUUGUUUGAAGGACAUUCGAGCCGUCAAUCUCAAUCCCCUCAGCGCCACCAAAAAGAAAAUACCUGAAAGUGUGCAGCGGUCACUUCUGGCGGAAGCCCCGGACAUUGUCGUUGCUACGCCGGCUCGUGCAUCUCUAUAUCUACAAAGCUCGGCGUUUUCUGUCGAAAAACUCGCACACCUAGUGAUAGACGAGGCGGACCUGAUCCUCUCAUAUGGCCACGAUGAUGAUCUGCAGAUAAUCGCUGAGGCGGUGCCAAAAGGGGUUCAAACAAUCCUAUUGAGCGCAACCCUAAGUACCGAAGUCAACACCCUCAAAGGUCUCUUCUGCCGAAAUCCAGCAGUCUUGGACCUUCAAGAGACAGUGGACGACGGCGGUGGAGUCAGUCAAUAUACCGUCAGAUGCGCUGAGGACGCGAAAUUCCUUUUAGCAUACGUGAUCUUUAAGUUGAAAUUGAUCAAAGGAAAGUGUAUCAUCUUUGUCGCGGAUAUUGACAGAUGCUACCGCUUGAAGCUAUUCUUCGAGCAGUUCGGAAUCAAGAGUUGUGUUCUCAACUCAGAAUUACCGGUCAAUUCACGUGUUCAUGUUGUUGAAGAGUUCAAUAAGAAUGUCUAUGAUAUCAUAAUAGCUUCCGAUGAACAUGAGGUCUUGGACGUCCGAGAGGGGCGUCAUUCCAAAAAGUCAAAGACCGCAAUCGAUGGACCGAGUGCGUCUCAUGGCGAUGACGACGCUACCAACGGUGAAGAUCCACCGUCAAAAUCUCCAGCAAGCAGUACUACCCACGAUGACGCAGCAUCUGAUUCGGCAAAGCCUGCCGACCUGAAGAAGCAACGAAAGAAGAGCAAGGAAAGUAAAGAGUAUGGCAUAUCGCGCGGCAUCGAUUUCCAAAAUGUGGCUUGCGUUCUUAAUUUUGAUCUGCCCACAUCGUCCAAAUCGUAUACACAUCGCAUCGGAAGGACCGCACGGGCUGGGAAAACCGGAAUGGCGUUAUCGUUUGUUGUGCCUGCAGAGCAUUAUCAUAAGCACAAACCCACUACCCUUUCUAGUGCACAACACGAUGAAGAGGUCUUGGACACGAUCAUGAGACUCCAAAAGAAGAAAGGCAAGGAGGUGAAGGAUUACCACUUUGAUAUGAAGCAGGUAGAAUCUUUCCGCUACCGUAUGAACGACGCAUUAAGAGCAGUCACGCGGGUUGCCGUUCGAGAGGCACGGACCCGAGAGCUCAGGCAGGAGCUCUUGAAUAGUGAGAAAUUGAAGAGGCAUUUCGAGGAGAACCCAGAGGACUUGCAUCACUUGAGGCACGAUGGCGAACUCAGAGCAGCGAGAAUCCAGUCCCAUCUUAGGCACAUCCCAGAGUAUCUUUUGCCAAGCAAUGGCAAGAAAGGCAUAGCAGGAGAGGACAUUGGCUUCGUUGGAUUGAGGAAGAACACUGACAAUAGGAUCAGGAAAGCGAGAAUGCAGAAUCGUAUGAAAGGGAAAGGCAAGAAGCCUGCAGGACGGAAGUCAGAUCCUUUGAAAACUUUCAACGCGAAGGGAAGACAUUAG